CCGCUCUCGGCCAAUGAGGACAGAGGCUUUCCCUCCAGCCGGCCAAUAGGGCCCGGCGGCCCCGCCCUCUCCCCUUUCUCCUCCCUAAUCUGGACCAAUCGCGAGGCAGCGCGCGCCGCUCGGAGCCCCGGGUAGGCUUCCUCGGUAGCGGCCGCCGCAGAAACUCCCGGCUGCAGCUGUGUCCGCCGCUGGCUCCUGCGGAAAGAGAGACGAGAGGGCCCCGAGGAAGUGUGUUGCCAAGGGGACCGAGGCCUCUGCUUGCGUUGUCAAGGAGACGGGGGUUCUAGAGCCCGCCCCCUGUCAGGAGCCCGGCAUUCCGGAGUCCCAGAACCACACCUGCAGGCGCAGCGGCGGCUGCGAGAGGAUCGCGGGGGGGGACCAGGUGGUCGUCUCCUUGCAGGAGCCUUCCGGAGCGUCCUUGCACUAGUGCCAGAGGAAAAGGGGUUUCCAGGCACCCAAAGACAACUUGCAACUUGUAGGGUGGGGAGGAAUAGAUCUGCGUCCAUUCAGGGUUCUGGGUCCCUUUGUCUUGAGCAAAUUGCACUCGGAGAAUGUCUGAAGUCGCGCUCGUGGCCAAGAAGCGGGCUUAGGAGUGGUUUGGUCACGGGGCGGAGAGAAGGCUUUGCUUUCCUGUGCAAUAAGGCCCACCAGGGUAGCAGUUAUCGUGUGUUUUCCUGGCAAAACACCCCAAAAUCCAUGCUCUACAGUUUAACGUGUCGUUGCAGAGCUUGUGUUCUGUGGUACCCGGUCAAUCCUUCGCUUUGACUGCCCCGUUUUGCACUUCUGACUUUUUCUUUGCACUCGAUGCUGCUAUGUUUCCAGUCUGCACACUGAAGAACUUGCCGCCCUCUCAGAAGCUCCCUGCUCUUCAUAGCUGAAGGUGGAUUGUGUGGAGUGGAUGCAACUGCUAAGCCCUGCUGCCACCUCCGCUGCCUGAUUCACGUUCCCACCUAUCAGAAGCUCGGCGCCCCCAUCUUUUCCUGCUGCGUGAAGCCAAGAGCCCUGUCCGCCACCCCUGCUGUGCUUGAGGGAGACACCGGGAGCAAGCCAUGCUCUCCGAGGCCCUCCCCUGCUUCCAGUUACUCCGGAUGGGCCCAGCUUCGCCCGGGGAUUCACCCAACCGGGAUCUCUACACCUUCCGGCCUGCUAGGCCCAGCUGCACUUAUCGGCUGGGCCGCCGAGCUGAGGUCUGCGAUGUUGUCCUGGUGUCGGAGGAGAACCCAGCCUUGGUCUCGCGGAUCCAUGCAGAGAUCCAUGCCGAGAGGGAUGCUGACAGCACCGCCGGGGAGUGGCGAGUCGGCCUGGUGGACUACAGCACCCACGGUACUUACGUCAACGCCGUCCGGGUGCCCCACGGCCAGCGAGUGGACCUGAACGACGGAGACCUUCUGACCUUUGGCCACCCCAGCCCAGUCCCCGAGGGCUGUGCCCUGCCACUCCCGCACGGCGACUCCGAGUUCUACUUCCUCUUCCAGAAAGUCCACGUCCGGCCGCAGGACUUCGCUGCUAUCACAGAGCCCAAAGCCCCCUGGGCCUCCUCCUGCGGCUUCCGGCCAGUGCUGCCCUCCGGCAACCACCGCAUCCGCCCUCUGUCCCGCCACUCGCCCACCGCCCUCUCCUGCCGCUCCAAAGCCACCCUCAUCCUCAGCUCCAUCGGCAGCCUCAGCAAGCUCAAGCCGCAGCCCUUCACCUUCUCCCUGGGUCGCGGCCGGUGCGCGGAACCCCCCGCUCAGCCCAAAACCUCUCGGAACCGGCGCAAGUCGGCUCACACGCUGCUGCCCGAGCUGGAGGAUGAGAUCACGCGGCUCGAGGAGGAGCAGCCGACCCCAGGCAAGGAGCAGCGGCUGGGCGGUUGUGCUCCUUGCCAUAGCGCCUUGCGGCUCCAGCAGAGAGUGCCGGAGGCGAGCCAGAACUUGCAGGGAGACGAGGGUCCUCCGAAGCUCCACGUCACACCCAGCGGGAAACGGCGUGGCCGGCCACGGAAGAACCCCUUGGGGAGCACUUGCCAAGUCUUCUCCCAGACUCUGUCCACGUCAGAGCCGUGUGCUGCCCCGAGGUGCCACCUUCCCCAGGACGAGAUGGUGGAGUGGGUCCAGUGCGACGGCUGCGACGCCUGGUUCCAUGUGGCUUGCGUGGGCUGCAGCUACAGCGCCGUGAAGGAGGCAGAGUUCUGCUGCGCCGCUUGCCGCUCUUAA
Lacerta agilis (Sand lizard) is the source of this 2195-nucleotide messenger RNA. It is a transcript of the gene TCF19, whose product is annotated as transcription factor 19. Gene Ontology annotation, biological process: regulation of gene expression. The transcript is spliced from 3 exons. Lineage: Eukaryota; Metazoa; Chordata; Lepidosauria; Squamata; Lacertidae. Gene Ontology annotation, cellular component: nucleus. Gene Ontology annotation, molecular function: protein binding. The record is from RefSeq and is a predicted model, not a curated record. The coding region runs from base 1050 to 2195 and encodes 381 amino acids.